UCUUCUGUUGAACUCGCCGCCGCUGCUUCGCUUCCAAUUCGUUCGAUUCGCCUCCGCCGUUUGCGUGCUUGCUUGCUGGCUCGCUUCUUCUCGGCCCAAAACCUCACGCGCCGAGUCGAGCUCACCACCACAUCGGCGGCUCCCCUACCCACCGGAGCAGAGCCCCCUCCACCUCUCGCCGCUAAACCCUAGCCGCCGCCAUGAGCCGCUUCGACGGCCGUGCGGCGGACCAGGGCUCCUACCGCGACCGCCGCAGUGAGGGGGCGUUCGGAGGCGGGACGAGGGCGUUCGCGCCGCCGAGUAGAGCGGAUGCUGAUGCCGCGGCGGCCGCGGCGGAGCUGGACGGGCUGCCGCGGUUCGAGAAGAACUUCUAUGUGGAGGUGCCCUCCGUGGCCGGCAUGACGGCGGACGAGGUCGAGGCGUAUCGCCGCCGCCGGGAGAUCACUGUUGAUGGCCACGACGUGCCUAAACCCGUGUGUGACUUCCGCGAUGUUGGCUUCCCAGAAUAUGUGUUGCAAGAGAUCACCAAAGCUGGAUUUGUAGAACCUACCCCUAUCCAAUCACAAGGUUGGCCAAUGGCACUGAAGGGGCGUGAUCUUAUUGGUAUUGCUGAAACAGGAUCUGGGAAAACACUUGCUUAUCUUUUACCUGCCAUUGUUCAUGUUAAUGCUCAACCUAUUCUAGCUCCUGGUGAUGGUCCAAUUGUUCUAGUGUUAGCGCCUACACGUGAACUUGCUGUUCAGAUACAGCAGGAGACAACAAAAUUUGGUGCAUCAUCAAAGAUAAAAAGCACAUGCAUAUAUGGUGGUGUCCCCAAAGGUCCUCAAGUUCGAGAUCUUCAAAAAGGUGUUGAAAUUGUUAUAGCCACGCCAGGAAGACUAAUUGAUAUGAUUGAAUCACAUCAUACAAAUUUGCGGAGGGUCACUUACCUUGUUCUAGAUGAGGCAGAUCGGAUGCUAGACAUGGGUUUUGAACCUCAGAUUAAGAAAAUUGUUUCUCAGAUUCGUCCAGAUCGCCAAACACUUUAUUGGAGUGCUACCUGGCCAAAGGAAGUUGAACAGCUAGCAAGGAAUUUCCUUUUUGACCCUUACAAGGUUAUAAUUGGUUCUGAAGAACUGAAAGCUAAUCAUGCAAUUUGUCAGUACGUGGAGAUAUUAUCUGAGAGUCAGAAGUAUAACAAGUUGGUAAAUCUACUGGAGGAUAUAAUGGAUGGCAGCCGUAUUUUAAUAUUUAUGGACACCAAGAAAGGAUGUGACCAAAUCACUAGACAGCUUCGGAUGGAUGGUUGGCCUGCUCUAUCUAUCCAUGGUGACAAGAGCCAGGCAGAAAGGGAUUGGGUUCUUUCUGAAUUUAAGUCGGGGAAAAGCCCUAUUAUGACAGCUACUGAUGUAGCUGCUCGAGGCUUAGAUGUUAAGGAUGUUAAAUAUGUCAUUAACUAUGACUUUCCCGGUUCACUUGAGGAUUAUGUUCAUCGCAUUGGUCGAACUGGCAGAGCUGGAGCAACAGGAACAGCUUACACCUUUUUCACGGCUGCUAACGCCAGAUUUGCCAAGGAUCUUAUUAAUAUUUUAGUUGAAGCUGGACAAAAGGUCAGCCCUGAAUUAGCUAAUAUGGGCCGUGGUGCACCACCCCCCUCUCUAGCUACAACUGAUGACAUCUUAAUGGAAAUGGAGUUCCCAAAGAACUCAUUCGUCAGCACUGCCCGUCCAUCCAUCAUCUUCAUAUGGACCUCUAUCUCUAGGCCCUAUAUAUGCUUCCCCAGCUCCAGUGCAAAGCAGAUACAGAUGCAGGUGCACGCCCACCACACCAUGCCCCAGCUUUCCAGUGGUCUCAAGUCCUAUCAGCCUUUCAAUUCAUCAUUCGCAGAGGUUGUGGACCAGACCACCAGAUGGAAAAUGUAUCCAUGCAUCAUGCAUGCACACAUGACAAUAUAUCUAUCCUCUUCCUUGUCGCAUUUUUUGGGUGCCGACUCUGCUUGUGAAUAUAAGUAUACUGGAGUACUACGGUGAAUACUGAAUACUACUACAACUACUGCUGUAGCACAAACCAUCAUCAAUCCUCAGCUAUAUAUAUGAUGAACCAGUGACAGUGAGCGGUAGCUAGCUACUCCUUCCCAUCCUAAAUUGUUGUCAAAAUAUUACAUGUAUCUAGACGUCUUUUAAGAAUAGAUACAUUCAUAUUUAAACAAAUUUGAGUCAAGAAUUUAGAAUCAGAGGGGAGUAGUAUUUAAUGCUAAUUAAGCUCCCUAUAGCUACACAU
Messenger RNA from Brachypodium distachyon (stiff brome), 2259 nucleotides. RefSeq names its product DEAD-box ATP-dependent RNA helicase 20. The record is from RefSeq and is a predicted model, not a curated record. Bases 201 to 2009 code for a protein of 602 amino acids. Gene Ontology annotation, molecular function: RNA helicase activity; RNA binding; ATP binding. Gene Ontology annotation, cellular component: ribonucleoprotein complex; cytoplasm; nucleus. NCBI's taxonomy places the organism in Eukaryota, Viridiplantae, Streptophyta, Magnoliopsida, Poales, Poaceae. The transcript is spliced from 10 exons.